AUGGCACACAGCGCAGUUCACAACUUUUGCACGUCACAAAAGGCCGUUGGUCUUACCGGGCCAGCCAUGCAGUCCAAUCAUCGUGGAGCCCACCUAUUAGGCGAAGAACUCUACAACAAUCUCAUUACCUACCUCCACAAGCACCUCGAGGAACUUGUUGAGGCAUCGAAAUCGCACACCGACGAGGCACUGCUGGCAUACUACAUCAAGGAAUGGAACCGAUACACCAAUGCGGCAAAAUACAUCCAUCAUCUCUUCCGAUACUUGAACCGUCACUGGGUCAAGAGAGAAAUCGAUGAAGGGAAAAAGAACGUUUACGAUGUCUACACUCUCCACCUCGUACAGUGGCGCAAGGUUCUGUUCGAGCAGGUCUCGGGAAAGGUAAUGGACGCCGUUUUGAAGCUGGUGGAGAAGCAGCGAAACGGCGAGACAAUUGAGCACAACCAGAUCAAACAAGUUGUCGACUCCUUUGUGUCCCUUGGUCUGGAUGAAGCUGACAUGUCGAGAUCUACGUUGGACGUUUACCGCUACCACUUCGAGCGGCCCUUUCUGGAAGCCACCGCAGAAUUUUACACGGCAGAAUCUAAGCAGUUUGUUGCCGAAAACAGUGUUGUUGAGUAUAUGAAAAAGGCUGAGGCGCGACUGGCCGAAGAGGAGGAAAGAGUCCGCAUGUAUCUGCACCAGGACAUCGCUGUGCCAUUGAAGAAGACUUGCAACACAGCGUUGAUUGCCGAACACUCGACACUGCUGCGGGAAGAGUUCCAGGUCCUCUUGGACAAUGAGCGAGAGGAAGAUAUGGCGAGAAUGUACAGCCUUCUCUCCAGGAUUCCCGACGGUCUGGACCCGUUGCGGACUAAAUUUGAAAAGCAUGUGCUCAAAGCUGGUCUCGCCGCUGUCCAGAAGGUACAGUCUUCCGAAGGCGACAGGCUUGAACCCAAAGUGUACGUGGACGCGCUACUCGAGGUGCAUUCACAAUAUCAAUUAUUGGUCAAGCAAGCAUUUAAUGACGAGCCCGAGUUCACGCGCUCGCUGGACAACGCGUGCCGGGAGUUCGUCAACCGCAACGAAGUAUGCAAGGACACUUCCACAAAGUCGCCGGAGCUACUAGCCAAGUACACGGACGUCCUGCUCCGCAAGAGCAGCACCAGUAUAGAAGAGGGCGACUUGGAGCGAACAUUGACCCAGAUCAUGACCGUUUUCAAAUAUAUCGAGGACAAGGACGUAUUCCAGAAGUAUUACUCCCGGAUGCUGGCCCGACGUCUCGUCCAUAGCAACUCAUCAUCGGACGACGCUGAAACUAGCAUGAUCAGCAAGCUCAAGGAGGCCUGCGGCUUUGAAUAUACAAACAAGCUGCAACGCAUGUUCCAGGACAUGCAGAUCUCGAAGGACCUGAACAAAGACUUCCGCGGUCACCUGGAAAGCGUUGACUCGCUCAAAACCGUCGAUUCAACCUUUUCCAUUCUCGGUACCGGUUUCUGGCCACUGCAGGCCCCAUCAACGCACUUCCACCCGCCCGUGGAAAUUGCGACAGAGAUUGAGCGCUUCACGCGGUUCUACAAGCACAAGCAUGACGGGCGCAAGCUGACGUGGUUAUGGCAUUUGUGCAAAGGCGAAGUCAGGGCGGGAUAUUGCAAGAACAGCAAAACGCCAUUCACGUUCCAGGUUUCAAUCUACCAAAUGGCUAUUCUUUUACUAUUCAACGAGAAGGACACCUACACAUAUGACAACAUGGUCACCGCAACACAGCUGAGCACCGAGGUUUUGGAUCAAGCGCUGGCCGUCAUCCUAAAGGCCAAAGUGCUGUUGAUGGAUGGUGGCUCAGGCGAAAAGCCUGGGCCAGGGAGGUCCUUUAGCCUCAACUACGAGUUCAAGAGCAAAAAGAUCCGGGUCAAUCUCAAUUUGGGCGGGGUGAAGGAGGCCAAACAGGAAGAGACCGAGACUAACAAGACCAUUGAGGAGGACCGCAAGCUAGUCCUUCAGUCGGCCAUUGUCCGAAUCAUGAAGGCACGAAAGAAGAUGAAGCACACGCAGCUGGUGAGCGAAACCAUCAACCAGAUUCGCUCGAGAUUUGUCCCCAAAGUUGGGGAUAUUAAGAAAUGUAUUGAGAUCCUCCUGGACAAGGAGUACCUUGAACGCUUGGAUGACGACGAGCUGGGCUACCUUGCAUAA
Messenger RNA from Metarhizium album ARSEF 1941, 2169 nucleotides. Its product is annotated as cullin-1. The record is from RefSeq and is a predicted model, not a curated record. Gene Ontology annotation, biological process: protein ubiquitination; SCF-dependent proteasomal ubiquitin-dependent protein catabolic process. Gene Ontology annotation, cellular component: SCF ubiquitin ligase complex. The transcript is spliced from 3 exons. NCBI's taxonomy places the organism in Eukaryota, Fungi, Ascomycota, Sordariomycetes, Hypocreales, Clavicipitaceae. The coding region runs from base 1 to 2169 and encodes 722 amino acids. Gene Ontology annotation, molecular function: ubiquitin protein ligase binding.